Molecule: messenger RNA, 4046 nt
Organism: Phlebotomus argentipes
Lineage: Eukaryota; Metazoa; Arthropoda; Insecta; Diptera; Psychodidae
Product: protein prickle-like
Exons: 9
Coding region: 603-3446 (947 amino acids)
Molecular function (GO): zinc ion binding
Source: RefSeq, a predicted model, not a curated record
CAGAAAAUGAUAUCAUCGCAAAGUAAUGGUUUAUGAAGAAAUUCCCAAUAAAGCGCUGAGGCCGCCGAGGCUAAUUUGCAGCUGUAAAUGGCGAAAAUCGUAAAAUGUUUUAUCACGCGCAACACUAAAAGGCCUCUGUUGACAAAUAAUUUUUUAAUGUGGUGGUUUUGAACAUGACUUGUGGAUUUAAAUAGAGAGAGAGAUUUGCUCUCUAAGGAAAGGCUUGAAAGGAUUCAUAGCUUUUAUUAUGGACCAUCAAGAAUUUUUUGUGGUUUUUUCUCCACGACCACAAAAGGCAUUUGGAACAGUCUUUUGUGUAAAUAAUGUUAAGCUUAAGAACUUCAGCCACACUUCUUCUCGUAUCUUACAAAUUUACCGCUAAUUGCGAGACACCCAGAAGACUAUUCAUUAGAGAUGGAUUUCCUCUGUCUUGUGGCACAUCGCGGAGUGAUCGUUAAGAGGCUGGAAAUGGCACUGAGGAAAAAAGCCCCCAGAGAAACACUUUGGAAAUACACACAUUAGAGUCUGGUCAGAUAUCUCUGGCUAGAUCUUUGGGGCAAAACACUCUCCGUCAAUAUUACAGGGAUUGUGCUUGAAGUGCGAUGUCAGCCGAGAGUCCAGCAAUUCCUAGAACGGCCAAUCUCUUGGCCUGCAAGCAGUGGUGGAAAGUGUGCUUCCUCUAUGGCGACCAGGACAAGUACUAUCGCCAAAUAUACGGCAAAGCGGCCUCCAAAAGGCUCGCAAUGUCGGCCGCCAGGCAGCAAAACUCACCUCCUCUCAACAUCUCCAACGAUCCAGACGUGAUCUUCCCCUGUCGCAGUCACAGAGGGAUCUUGAUCACGAAGAAGAAGCCCGAUGUUGAGGAGACAAAGCCCAACAGCAGAGUCACAAUACUCGAUGAUCCCUUCUUGUUCGGACUUGAUCCUGUUCCCAAUGGCAAUCAAUCCAGGGACAGUGGCAUUUCCACGGCGGAAAUCCAGCAAGAAUUGAAGAUCAGCGAAGAGGAGCUGAAGAAGCUCCAGCUGAGUAGAUCCAGGAGUGGUUAUUGUCCCAGUGAACCACCUGGAAUCCCUCCGAGACAGCCCGAUAGAGUUCUACCGCCUGAAAUGUUAUGGUCGGAAAAGACGCUGAAAAAAGCGGGUUUAAGUGGAUUUUUGCAGAAAUAUCGCAUGGAAUCUGUGGUGGCGGAGAGAGGGCGCAGGGAGCGGGGAAAGGAGGAUCGGAUUGACAUUGACGCAGCGGGACAAGAUGGCGGACGACGGUGUGACAAGCCGGUGAGAAGAUCGCUGCCAAUGUCUUAUCCUCAGCAAGCCUCUUCGUCUCCGCGUGGAUACGUGCCGCCGCCGGCAGCGUCGCCGCCACACCACCUGCCGCCGCCCUAUCCACAGCAACCGCCACCCUUCGUAUCGCCCCAACCCUCGCCGUCCGCCGCGCCGAAGCUGCAGCCGCUGCCGCCAAAGGGCACGCCGCCGCCCGCCGCCGGCCCGCCCUUCCACGCCCAAACCUUCCAUCCGGGCUUCCACGCCGGCCACUUGGUGGGCGGCCAUCAGCUGGACGUGCAGAGACACUCGCAGUCCGACGAUGACAGCGGCUGCGCCCUCGAAGAGUACACUUGGGUUCCGCCAGGACUCAGACCCGAUCAGGUCCAUCUCUACUUCUCGCAGAUUCCCGAGGACAAAAUCCCGUACGUGAACAGCGUGGGUGAGCGAUACAGGGUGCGACAAUUGCUGCAGCAACUCCCGCCCCACGAUAACGAGGUGCGCUAUUGUCACUCCCUGACGGACGAGGAGCGGAAGGAGCUGCGGCUGUUCUCUGCCCAGCGCAAAAGGGAGGCCCUGGGCCGCGGCACGGUUAAGCAAGUGUCCGCCGGACGACAAUGCGAGGGUUGCGAAGAAGCCACGUCUCAAGGAGAUAUUGUGGUGUUCGCGGCCCGUUUUGGGCCCAGCGCCACUUGGCAUCCCGGAUGCUUCGUCUGCAGCGUCUGCAAGGAGCUCCUCGUGGAUCUCAUCUACUUCCACCGCGACGGACGCCUGUAUUGCGGCCGGCAUCACGCUGAGACGCUCAAGCCGAGAUGCUCAGCCUGUGACGAGAUAAUCCUCGCGGACGAGUGCACGGAAGCGGAAGGACGUGCCUGGCAUAUGAAGCACUUCGCCUGCUUCGAGUGUGACAAGCAGCUCGGCGGACAGAGGUACAUCAUGCGAGAUGGAAAGCCCUUCUGCUUGCCCUGCUUCGAUGCCAUGUUCGCUGAGUAUUGCGACUACUGCGGGGAGCCAAUUGGCGUGGAUCAGGGCCAGAUGAGUCACGAUGGCCAGCACUGGCACGCCACGGAUCACUGCUUCUCCUGCAACACGUGCCGAUGCUCCCUCCUCGGGCGUCCCUUCCUGCCCCGCCGCGGUGCCAUUUACUGCAGCAUCGCGUGCAGCAAAGGCGAACCGCCGACGCCCUCAGACAGCUCCGGCCCCGGACUCAGAGCCCCGCCACGUCCACGGGCGCGACCAGCGCAGCCCGCCUCGGACAAUGAAUCCUCCACGCCACCGUCGCCCGUCCACGCGCCAUCCUCGCCCAAUCGCAUCGUGAGGAGUCCCAAGAUGGGCCGCAGAGCCCUGCAGCGCAACCCCAAAACCCUCGACGAGGCACCCUCACCGGCGGGGCCCUCGACGUCCACCCAGAGUCCCGCCGCGUCGCCCAAUCCAGGCGCCAGGGCGCUGGAUCGCGUGCUGCACGAGAGAAAUCUCGAGAAGAUGCUGGAAAAGGGCUCAGACUCGCCGGCCAGAACCCAGUCGCCGGACCUGCAGCGACUCCUGAGCCGCGACAGGAGCAGAGAACCUCUGGACUUGACUGACCUGAACUUCGACAGCUGGCAUCCGCCGCCAGUCACGGCGCACUUCCUCAUGGAGCAGCACGAGGCCGGCGUGUCCACUUCGAUGCCGGAAUUGGGGGCUGGAGAAGUGGUUCAGGCACUGGAUCAGGCGGACGCCGUCGCCAGUCCGACGGAACUGCCAACGCCAGAUGUCUCGGAGAUUCAGCAAGAGCAGGAGACUUCAAUCGCCAAGAAGCCAGUCAAGGGUGUCCGCUUCGAGGGUGACUUCCAGGAUUCCCUGCCGCGUUCGCGCUCCUACUCAGGUCACUACAAGACGCGCAUAAAGGCGCCGGGGCGGCGAGGGCGCCAUCGCAAGAGCCAGUCGGAGAACCGACUGAGUCAGUCCAGGAAGCCCGCGACGCAGCCCGAGCCCGAGGAGUCCGACGCCAGCUCCGUGUGCUCCACCUGCUCCUCCAGCUCCUCCAGCAGCGACGAGGCGUACCAGCUGCCGCAGCGGCGCCACUACGGCGGCGUGCGCGUGAGCUACGUGCCCAACGACGCCCUGGCGUGCGCCCGGAGCCGGAAGAAGCAGUCGGUGGAGCGCAGCGACGCGGACAAGGACAAUAAGAACUGCAUCAUCUCGUGAAGCGAGACGGUGUGGAUCAGGUUUCAACCCAGGCCAACACAUGAAUUACCUCUGAAAGCUCGAGGAGGAAUGGCUUUAUUCUUUGCAGACUGCGAACAUAUUGAUUUCUUGAACGACCGGAUCAUAUCAAAUCAACUGUUGAUUUAACGCGUUAAGUUGCCUCGACAAUCGAGGACUGUUGACAAAUCAUUUUGCCACGUAUUGCCAAUCUUUGAGUAGGAAUUCUUCCUUUUAGGCAUUUAAGCAUGCAACGAAGUGUAAUCUUUAAGUCCUUAUCAAUGUUUAUUGACUCUUUUUUACUAGACUCUUUCUCCACAUUUUUCUAUUGAGAAUUAUAGACGAAUAAGAAUUUUUAAGUAAUAAUUUAAAAAGAUACAAAAAACUCUUAUCACACUCCAAAGACUCCUGUAAGAACUCGUAAGCGCCAAGAGACUUCCGACUUAAUCAAAAUGUUAGAAGGGGAUUUUUAUAAGGUUUAUCGUGUACUUUUAUUUUAAUUCUUUUCUCAAGCAAAACCUCUUUUAUUUAGUAAAAAAAAAAACUGGGACAAAUUGCAAGACAAGAAUAAUAAUGAUACAAAUGUAAGAAGAAAAAAGAGUG